Messenger RNA from Acanthosepion pharaonis, 7998 nucleotides. The record is from the annotation of a GenBank genome assembly. Lineage: Eukaryota; Metazoa; Mollusca; Cephalopoda; Sepiida; Sepiidae.
AUGGCGGACGUUCCGGUCUCCAAUGCUGAGGUUCUGAAGCAGUUUGCCCAGAAGGUAACCACUUCCAGUCAAAAUGAGAGAAUUAAAAUCUUGGAUAUGGUCGCCAAAUGUGCGUCUAAAGAACUACCAGAAAAUGCAGUUAAAGGUAUUCUAAAGUAUUUGCUUAAUACGCUGGGACGCUAUCAUGACCGUAAAUCCCAGCAGGCAGUCCUUCGAGUGGUGUCAAAUUUGUCCCAAAGUCAACCGGCAGUUACUCUCAAGUGUAUUGGCUUGGCACUUUCCAAUUUCAGCAAGUCUCAGAAAAAUUACAACCAUGCAAGCAAAAGCUUAUCAAGUGAGUCAGUCAUGGCUCUCAUUUGGACUUGCAUAGUGGCCAAGGAAGCAUUCAGCUGUGAUAAAUCCUGCCCAAAUGAAGAUCUCAAAACUUUGGUAGCCGUCCAGUCUCUGCUGAUUUAUGGAUGCCAGACAGCCCAGCACAAGACUCUCUCAGCUGUUUCUUACAAACACAUUUGCAGUGUUUGGAAAAAGUGCCCAGAAAGCAUCUCAGAACAUCUUGACUAUUUGUCAAAUGAAGAAGCUGCCCAGUUCCAAAUCAGUUUGAUGGCAUUCAUUAUGAAAUACUUUGCUGAAACUAAAAACAAAGAUUCCAUUACAAAAUACAAGAAGGCAUUUAUCAAUAUAUACUUGAAGCAAGUAUUAGCAUGUCGAACUUCCCCACCAAUACACAUCCUUGAAGAUUGUAAGUUCAUUUUACGGCAUGUGAACCAUGAGGAAUUCAAGGGUCAGAUUUCACCUGCAGCUCAGAAGGCUAUGCUUAGAAAUCCUGAAAUCAUCCUUGAGGCUGUUGAACACCUAUUGUCAGGAGUCCAGUUGGACCUCAGCCAAUAUGCCCUGGAGCUAGGCAAACCACUUGCCAAGCAACUAUUUGCAAAAGAAUUAUCUGUUCGAGGAUCUGCAGCUGCAGCAUUGAAGGCUCUAGCGAAACAGUGUAGUGACCCUGGAGCCGUAGAGAAGUUAACUGCACACCUCUUUACAGUUCUUGCUGGUUCUGAAGGCAAACUGACCUCUGCUGACCAACGGAUUGGCGUUAUGCAGGGCAUCUACGGUAUGAGUUUUCAUGUGGUCAGUGGUUCCAUUCAAGUCCAAAAUUUGUCUUCAUCCGUCUGUGAACUCUUCAUUCCUAUUCUUUCACAAGAAGUUCAUGAAGGCACUUUGGUAUCAACUCUACAAGUCUUAAAAGCAUGGUGUAGUCGUUUCUACACAGAAGUACCAGAAAAACUUGUACAAUGGUUUGUAAAAGGCAUGAAUCUGAAAUCCUCAACAUCUGUAGUUCGUAAUGCCUACAUUCAAUGUAUGUCAGUGGCUUUCCAAGGUGAUACUUUACAGCAGGCUCGAAAUGUCGUGCCAGUCUUGGUGCAGGUGUUAGAGAAGGCCAACAAUCAGUCCAGUCAAGUCCAUUUGGUCACUGAAGUUCUGUCAGCAUCAAAGAUCUUGACUUGCCUAUCACUAAUCGACAUAGAUGCAAGCUCCAAAUUCCCUCUGUUUUGGAACCUCAUAACCGACAUGGACAAACAGUUGUUAUUUAAUGAGAAGUUCCUUUUGUCUCUUAAUGAAGAAUCGACUCUAAUCCUUGUCUUUGUUAUUGAAAAGAUCAUUUUAAAUUUCCCUAGUAAAUUCACAGGGAAGGGCCUAAGGGCUAUGUACAAAGCUUUCAUUUUUAGUCUGACCAACAAGAGCUGGCCUGUGCGCAAGAGAUGCAUUUCAACAUUAAAGCAAAUUAGCAGCCUUAAUGACAGAAAUAAAAUUACAGUUGACUUGAUUGAUGUGCUUGGAAAUUUAAUUUCAACACAAAAGCUUCCUCAACCCGGUGAAGAUGACAGUUCAGAUGAUACAUCAACAAAACGAGUGAACCCAAAGGCCUUGUCCAAUGCUCUUCUCUAUCUAACCAACUUACUAUCUCCAACAAAUUCUGAAAUUGAAGCUAUGGCAAUGGCAUCUCUGAUUCCAGCCCAUCACCCUGUGAUUGUGCUUCAACGACCCAAUUUAUGGAAGGCAAUUAUGAAGCAGCUGAAACAUUCUCCAAAGGACUUUGUUGAAAGAAAAGCAGAAAAAUGUUUAAAGAACAUUUACAAUGAAGCUAUCAGCCAAAGUGUUGAAAAUGCCUUGGCAACACUUGUGUCAGUAGCUCCAGAGAAAAUCCUACCAAAGUUGGUUGGUCACCUGUGUAAUCAGCUGAUCUUGCCAGAAUUUUUUAAUGUAUCUCAACAAGAUUUUGGAAUAUUCCAGUGUUCGGAAGGAGAAUUAUAUGACAAGUCUGUCAUGGAAAAUAUUCUGAAAGAUGAAGUUAAAGAGACUAAUAUCAAGAGAGAAAACAAACUUUAUUCUUAUGCUGAGCAAAUGGCUGAAAUUGAACUCAGAAAGGAAAUAGAGAAGAAAAAGAGAGGUAAAGGUGAUGUGAAGCUGACUAAAAAGCAAGAAGAGAAAGUCCAGGCUCAAUUGAAAAAAGAAUCUGAAGUCAGAAGCCAAGUAAAGAAGCUUGAUGCAAAACUGUCGAAAUCCUGUGACUUAAUCAAUGCAGCCAUUGAUGGUGGUGGUCAGACAAUAUGCUAUUAUAUGGUUGACUUGUGUCGUGUUUUAGUCCCUCUUUUAAAGUCUCCCCUUGCAGCCAGGCGAGUCUAUCCUCUGCUUGUAUCUCUCAGCAAGAUUUCCUUUUCUGAUAAACAACUUGGUCAAUUGGUUGGUCACGGUACUGUCCGAGUACUUGAACCGUUUUGCCCUCUCGCCAAAGAAUGGACAGAGGAGAAGCAAUUACCACAGACAAUACGUAUUGUUCAUCUUUUGUAUGAUCAGCUACAGACAAAGACCGAAAAUAACAAGCCGUAUACAUUCCCAGCUUCAACUGUUGCCUUCUUUUUCCACCUGUUGAGUGCUGUGCUGUCAAACAGCCACAAGCUUGUGAAAAAUGAUGAAGCUGUGCAAAUUGAAUCCCUCAAGUUAAUCAUUGCACAUGCCAAAAUAAGAUCCUCACCGGACAACAGAGAGGAUGCUGUGCUAAGCCAGUUGUACGACCCUCAGCUUUUGCCCCACUGCCAGUUAUUUGAAUUGCUGCUUAAUGUGAUUGGGAGAGUGCCAGUUGGUAAACUACAAUCAUUGGCUAAUGAAGCUUUACUUGAGGUUGCUAAUUGCCUCAGUGGAGCACCUGGAUGUGCUAUCCUUUCAAAUGCCGAAAUUUCAGUGUUGCUACUGGGAACAGAGUCAUCAUCUACUUUUGUACGAGAAGCAGUUUUUAAGGCACUUUUGCUGUUAACUGAUGUGAUUCCAAGUAAAGAUGACGAACCAGUGAUAGGAUUGAAAGUGGCCCGCAAAAUCUGGGUUGGCAAAGAUGAUAAAGAUGAAGAGAUUCAGCUGCUUGCUCAACAACUUGAAGAAAAACUUGGUCUGACGGCUCCACCAGUUGAGCUCUGCACUGAUCUGAUUGAAGAUGUUAUUCACCAUGAAGAGAAUGUAAGAAAAGCUGCCUCAUCUGCCCUGGCCAAAGUAUUAGUCUGUCAUAGGGAUCAAGUAGAGUCUGUUUUAUAUGAGUUGUUGAACAAAUAUGAAGAAAAAUUAUUUUUGCCGCCUCCUGAAAUGGAUACUUUUGGGCGUGUGAUAGGAGAGCAGCCACCAGAUGAGUGGACAUCCCGUAGUGGCAUAGCUAUGUGCUUGACCAAAAUUGCCCCUCUGCUCCCUCAAGAACUUAUUGCACCCAUUUUUGCAUUCUAUGUGCCGAAAGCUCUUGGUGAUCGUGCACCUGAAGUGCAGAGUAAUAUGAGAGAUGCAGCUUUGGCAGCAGUUAAUGAGCAUGGCAAGGAAAAUGUAAAUGUCCUACUUCCAGUGUUUGAGGAUUUUCUAUCUAAUGCCGCAGACAGUGCAAGCAAUGAUGUGGUGCGGCAAAGCAUUGUUAUUCUCAUGGGAUCCUUGGCCAAACAUUUGGAUAAAGACAGUCCCAAAGUAAAGCCAAUUGUGCAACAAUUGAUUGCUGCUUUAUCAACACCUUCACAAGAGGUACAAAUAGCUGUCUCUUAUUGCUUACCACCACUGGUUCCAGCCAUUAAGUCUGAUGCCAGUACAAUUGUACAACAACUUCUCAAACUUUUACUUGAAUCUGAUAACUAUGGAGAACGAAAAGGUGCAGCUUAUGGACUUGCCGGCCUCAUUAAAGGCCUUGGAAUUGUUGCCCUUAAACAAAUGGACAUUAUGACAACCCUUACAAAUUCCAUUCAGGAUAAGAAAAGUCCACGGAAAAGAGAAGGUGCACUAUUUGCCUUUGAAAUGCUAUGCACUAUGUUGGGGAAAUUGUUUGAACCUUAUGUAGUUGUUAUUCUACCCCACCUGCUACUUUGCUUUGGAGAUAAUAACAUGUAUGUGAGACAGGCUGCUGAUGACACUGCCAAAGCUGUGAUGACUAACCUCAGUGGUCAUGGUGUGAAGUUUGUGCUCCCAUCUCUGCUAAAAGGAUUGGAAGAAGAUGCUUGGAGAACCAAGACUGGAUCAGUUGAGUUACUUGGUGCCAUGGCAUUCUGUGCUCCUAAACAACUAUCAGCAUGUCUUCCUAAUAUUGUCCCAAAGUUAAUUGAGGUGUUGACAGAUUCUCAUAACAAAGUCCAACGGGCAGGAGCACAAGCUCUGCAACAGAUUGGAUCUGUCAUUCGAAAUCCAGAGAUUCAAGCCAUUGUUCCUGUUCUACUGGCUGCUCUACAAGAUCCAACCCAAAAGACUUACGAGUGCCUCCAAGCUCUGCUAGAUACAAAAUUUGUCCAUUUCAUUGAUGCUGCUUCAUUAGCUCUGAUAAUGCCAGUUGUUGAAAGAGCAUUCCAAGACAGAACUACUGAUACAAGGAAAAUGGCAGCACAAAUUAUUGGCAAUAUGUAUUCGUUAACUGACCAAAAGGAUCUAUCGCCAUAUCUUCCAACUGUUAUUCCCGGCCUCAAACAAUCUCUUCUGGAUCCGGUACCUGAAGUGCGCUGUGUGUCUGCCAGAGCUCUUGGAACAAUGGUACGAGGAAUGGGAGAAGGUAGCUUUGAUGAUCUGCUGCCAUGGCUCAUGGAAACAUUGGUCUCAGAACGAAGUUCUGUUGAUCGAUCAGGUGCCGCUCAAGGUCUCAGUGAAGUGAUUGGUGGAAUGGGUCUUGAAAAACUUCAGAAAUUCAUGCCCGACAUUGUUCAGACAGCUGACCGUAAUGACAUUGCUCCACACGUACGAGAUGGUUACAUCAUGAUGUACAUUUACUUGCCAUUGGUGUUCAAGGAGAAUUUUGUGCCCUACAUUGGCCAAAUCAUUCCAUCAAUUCUUAAGGCUCUCGCAGAUGAAUCUGAGUUUGUCCGUGAGACUGCCUUGCGAGCUGGUCAAAGAAUCAUUAACAUGUAUGCUGAAACUGCCAUUGAACUGCUGCUACCUGAAUUAGAAAAUGGUCUGUUUGAUGAGAACUGGAGGAUUCGUUAUAGUUCUGUUCAGUUGCUGGGAGACUUACUCUACAGAGUCUCUGGUGUUAGUGGAAAGAUGUCUACAGAAACUGCUAAUGAAGAUGACAAUUUUGGAACAGAAUCUUCUCAAAAAGCUGUAUUACGAGUGUUUGGUGAGGGUCGCCGUAACCGAGUACUGGCUGGUCUAUAUAUGGGACGCUCAGAUACAGCCCUCUUGGUCCGACAAUCUGCUCUUCAUGUGUGGAAGAUUAUUGUAACAAAUACACCCAGAACAUUACGAGAGAUUCUUCCAGUUUUGUUUUCUUUACUGCUUGGGUGCUUAGCCAGCACAAGCUAUGAUAAACGCCAGGUUGCUGCUCGUACUUUGGGAGACCUUGUACGUAAAUUGGGAGAACGAGUCCUUCCUGAGAUUAUUCCUAUUCUUGAGAAAGGAUUAGACUCUAAGCGGAGUGAUGAAAGGCAAGGUGUGUGUAUUGGACUCAGUGAAAUAAUGGCAUCAACUAGUCGAGACCAUGUGACUGUGUUUGCAGAUAGUUUGAUUCCCAGUGUACGCCGUGCUCUCUGUGAUCCCCUCCCAGAAGUAAGGGAGGCUGCUGCCCGCACAUUUGAUAACCUUCACCAUAAUAUUGGUUCUCGAGCACUGGACGAGAUUCUACCAGACCUAUUGAAAAAAUUGGCCAACCCUGCCACAUCUGAAUGGGCACUUGAUGGUUUAAAACAAGUGAUGACUGUCAAAAGCCGUGUUGUGCUUCCAUAUCUUGUUCCUCAGCUAAUCACCACUCCUGUCAAUACAAGGGCACUUGCAUUUCUCUCAUCAGUGGCUGGUGAUGUGUUGAGCAAACACCUGAACAAGAUCUUACCCGCAUUAUUGUCUUCUCUCAGUAAUGCAAUUGGAACACAUAAGGAAGAAGAGGAAUUGGGUUAUUGUGAAUCAGUUGUCCUGUCUGUAACAGAUGACUUGGGUACAAACACAAUUCUAAAUGAGUUGUUGAGUUCAGCCAAUAGCUCAUCCUCUGUAACAUGUUGUGCAGCAGUGAACAUUCUGAAGGCCUUCUGCAGCAAGACUAAAGCUGAUUACUCUUCUUACUAUCCCCAACUAUUACGGGCGCUCAUUGCUUUAUUUGCCCGUACUGACCCCAAAGUGCUACUUGCUGCAUGGAAAUGUCUUGAUGCCAUCACAAAGGACUUGAAGAAUGUAGAUGCCAACGACACAAUCCAGCAAGUGCGACUGGCAAUCAGAUUUGCUACAUCUGACUUUAAAGGAAAAGAUCUUCCUGGAUUUAGCCUCAAUGGCAAAGGUGUGGCUCCGUUGCUUCCCAUUUUCCGUGAAGGCAUUUUGAAUGGAACACCUGAAAUGAAAGAAUUAGCUGCUGAGGGCUUGGGUGAGAUUAUCAGUUUGACCAGUGCUCCUGCUCUCAUGCCAUCUGUCAUCCACAUAACUGGACCACUCAUCCGUAUUCUUGGUGACCGCUUCCCUGGAAAUGUCAAAGUGGCCGUCUUGGCAACAUUGACAUUGUUGCUUAGUAAGGUUGGUGCCAGCAUGAAGCCAUUCCUGCCCCAAUUACAGACGACUUUUACAAAAGCAUUAAAUGAUUCCAACCGUACAGUUCGACUAAAGGCUGCUGCAGCUAUGGGUGGUUUGAUCCUCAUUCACACCCGUGUUGAUCCCCUCAUAACAGAAUUACACACAAACAUUAAGAAUACAGAUGAUACCAGUAUCAGGGACACAACUUUGCAAGCUCUUCGAAGUUGUAUUACAGGAGGUAAAGAGAAAUUUUCAGACAACCUACGAAAGAUGUUAAUGACAUCUCUAUUAAAAAUGUUAAACAGUACAGAAGACAGCACCCGAAUGACUGCAUCAGGCUGCCUAGGAGCACUCACUGUCUCUCUACCCAAAGAUAUUCUCACAGACUUGAUGAUAACACACUUGUUGGACACAGACACUGGAGUUGAAUGGACAUUGCGACAUGGGCGUAGUGUGGCUUUAGCUGUGUCCAUCAAAGAAGGGGUUUACCAGAAAUUAGUGCCUGGCCUGCAAGAAUCAGUACUGCAGGUUAUUGCUCAUUUGACCACAGCUGACCGGAUUCCAAUUUGCUUAAGUGGACUGCGAGCAGCCACCUAUUUAUUAUGUCAACAAGUGAUGAACGAAGAAGACCCCUCACCGGAACUUGUUGCCCUGCUUGUUAAGGGCAUGAAACAUGAUUCAAAUGAAGUGAAACAAUUGUGUGGUCAGCUGGCGACUUAUUUUUCCCAUGCCAUUAGUGAUCCAUUGCCGAAUUCUGUGCUAAAAAGCCUCAUCCCAUCCUUAGUGAUGGGUACAAAAGAGAAAAACACUGUGGUCAAAGGUAACAGCGAGUAUGGAUUGUUGGCUCUUCUUCAUCUGCAGGACGGUGAAGACACUUACGAGGCCACCCUGAAUAUACUCGACGUGGGUAUGCAAGAAGCCCUCCAAGAUGUGUACUCAAAGACACUAAAGAAACUCCUUACUCAGGCCAUGCCAGUUCCCGAAGAGAUUGACGACUCUCUUCUACUCUAG